Anguilla anguilla (European eel) is the source of this 1934-nucleotide messenger RNA. Its product is annotated as L-threonine ammonia-lyase. Lineage: Eukaryota; Metazoa; Chordata; Actinopteri; Anguilliformes; Anguillidae. Gene Ontology annotation, biological process: L-serine catabolic process; L-threonine catabolic process. Gene Ontology annotation, molecular function: L-serine ammonia-lyase activity; threonine deaminase activity. Bases 36 to 1934 code for a protein of 632 amino acids. The transcript is spliced from 12 exons. The record is from RefSeq and is a predicted model, not a curated record.
GACUGCAUUCUGCUAUCCCCCUGGAACUCUACAGAAUGAACUUCGCUGCCCAGUUCUUCUACUACACUUUCCAGAGCGAUGGGACCCCCUGGAAGGCCAGCUUCAGCGACAGUGAAGAAUGCGACCCCUUCUGGCAAAGGUGGGAAACUGCACCCCCAGACUGCAAAGAGCUUCGCUCUCCCCAGUGUCUCCUGGACACCCCAGCACCCCUCAUUCCAGAUGCAGCACCUCCACCUCCAGAGGUUGUAGAGGCUGUUCCUCACCCCCAGGACAGCCUCCAAUGCCCCACGCCUAGCCCUCCUCUACCUGCCUUCCAGAGCCUGGUGGGGCUCCUCCUUCGCUUGGCCCUGUCCUUCAUCCUGCUCUUCUUCUGCAGUGUGGAGGAGCGAAUAGGAGGCCAAAGGAAGAACAGUGCCCCGCUGGAUGGGCGGGGCCAUCAGGAUGGAUCUGUCAUGAAUGGCUGCCUGGCCCGCAGGACCACGCCCAUCCACCCGGAGCGGCUGAAGGACUUUGGGGAGGAGGAGUAUCUAAACGGGGAUGUGCGGACUCGGGAGAACAAGGUAGUGGAUCAGCUUGCGCCCCAGCUGAUGUCAACGCCCAAACCUGCCAAAAAGCGGGACAGCGAGAUCAAGGCCCCACCAAAACCCAAGACCCCACCCAAGACACCGCCUAAGACCCCGCCCAAGGCCCCGCCCGAGGCCCCGCCCGUGCACCUGUGCUUCGAGGAUAUCAGUGCAGCCGCCUUCAAAAUCCAGUCAGGGCUACAGAAGACCCCCUGCACGUAUUCCCGCCUGUCCAAGCAGUACGGCAUGGAGAUCUUCCUGAAAAAGGAGCACCUGCACUACACAGGGUCUGUGAAGGAGAGAGGGGUGCUGUACCUCCUCACCUCCCUCAGACAGGAGCAGCAGAGGAAGGGGGUGAUCGUGGCGACAGACAGUAACUUCUCCAUGGCGGUGUCGCACCACGCUGCCGACCUGCGCAUCCCUGUCUUCGUCAUCAUGCCGGCCGGCAGCUCCCCGGCGCGGCUGCGCAUAUACCGCGACUACGGCGCCAUGGUGAUCUCCUACGGCAGCACGCCGCAGCACUCCCAGAACCACGCCCGACACUUGGCCAAGGAGAACGACUACCUGUACCUGGAGGAAGAUGACAGUGCAGUGUACAUGGCGGGGCUGGGUACGGUGGGGAUGGAGGUCUACGAGCAGGUGCCCAGGCUGGAUGCGGUCAUCCUGCCUGUGGGAGGGAACUGCAGCCUGCUGGCAGGUGCUGCGGCAGCCCUCAAGCACAUCAACCCCCGAAUCGCUGUCAUCGGAGUUGAGCUGGAAGAUUACCCUGUCCUUCUCCAGUCUCUUAAAAACGACUGUCCUGUCAAAGACCUCUACAGCUCCCCCAACAGGAAGCUCUAUGGAGACUUGGUGGAUCCUCCCCUGGGUGGACAUGCAUUUCAGCUGGCCAAGAAGCUGGUGGACAAAGUAGUCUCUGUGAGAGAGGAGGAGGCUCUGGUGGCCAUGCUUCGGUUCCAGGAGUACGAGAGGUCCACUGUAGACGCCGAAGGGGCCAUUGGACUGGCUGCCAUCUUAGCUGGGAAGCUGCCCGAGCUCAAAGGAAAGAGGGUCUCAGUGGUAGUGAGCAGUGCUAACAUGGAGCUAGGCGUUAUCAGGAAGUGUGUGGAGCGGGCCCUGGUUCUUGACGAGCAGGUUGUACGGUUUACGGUGGAGCUUGGGGACUUGCCUGGUGACAUGGCCAAGCUGCUGGACAUUCUGGCCAGAGAGGACGUCAGGUUGCUCAGUGUGUGUCACCGGAGACACAGCGACAGAUCUGAUCUCUUUAAAGCUCAGGUGGAGUGCGUGGUGGAGAUGCGGGACAAAACACAGAGUUCUCAACUGCGAACCACACUCUCCGAGCGUUAUCCGUCCCUGUGCUGGCUGGAUCGAUGA